UCCGGUUCUGCAGACGGCUGGACGCUUCCUACCGCUGUCCUGAACUACCAUGAUAUCAUGGCAAGAUUUCGCAGGAGAACAUGCAUCGUUUUGCUGCUUUUUAUUUUAUUUAUUUGCUCUAUAAUGAUGGCACUGAAAACUCUGAGACCAGAAAGAGUUGGGUUUGGAGAUCCAUUUGGUCUUGGCCUGUUACCAGAUUUUCAGCAACAGACCACACAUUUAAAAAAGAAGUUCAGUCUGCAUAAGGGAGCAAAAGAAGACAGCUUCACGCGGACCAAAAGCGUUCACCCUCUACCGGUGAAUCUCAAAACAUCUACAACUUCUGUAAGAAAAAUGGAAGAGCUACCUCCUCCAAAUUAUAAUUUCCAUGUAUUUUACUACAGCUGGUAUGGGACUCCACAAUUUGAUGGAAAAUAUAUUCACUGGAACCACCCAUUACUGACCCAUUGGGAUCCAAAAAUUGCAAGUGGUUAUCCAAAAGGCAGGCACAAUCCUCCAGAAGACAUUGGAUCAAGCUUCUACCCAGAACUUGGACCUUAUAGCUCUAGAGACCCAUCUGUCAUAGAAGCUCACAUGAAGCAAAUGAGAUUAGCAUCCAUUGGGGUAUUGGCUCUUUCCUGGUACCCACCUGUUAUGGCUGAUGAAAAUGGAGAGCCCACUGAUGGCCUUGUGCCUAUAAUUUUGGAUAUUGCACACAAGUAUAAAUUAAAGGUCACUUUCCAUAUUGAGCCAUAUAAAGACAGAGAUGAUCGCAGCAUGUACAGCAAUGUCAAGUAUAUUAUAGACAAAUAUGGAGGCCAUCCAGCUUUUUACAGACAUAAAGUCAGUACAGGUAGAACCCUUCCCAUGUUCUAUGUUUAUGAUUCUUACAUCACAAUCCCAGAAAUGUGGGCAAAUCUGCUCACGGUAUCAGGAUCUCAAAGUAUACGUAAUACACCCUAUGACAGCUUAUUCAUUGCCCUUCUUGUAGAAGAAAAACAUAAACAUGAAAUCCAUCGAAGUGGCUUUGAUGGGAUUUACACCUAUUUUGCCACAAAUGGUUUCUCUUAUGGUUCAAGCCAUCAUAACUGGCCCAGUUUGAAAGCUUUCUGUGACAUAAAAAACUUAAUGUUUAUUCCAAGUGUGGGCCCAGGGUACAUAGAUACCAGCAUCCGACCAUGGAACAAUCACAACACACGCAAUCGUGUCAAUGGGAAAUAUUACGAGACGGCAUUCAGUGCUGCGCUUCUAGUACGACCUGAAAUCAUUUCCAUCACCUCUUUCAAUGAAUGGCACGAAGGGACUCAGAUUGAAAACGCCAUUCCUAAAAAGACUGAUGUGACAACUUAUCUGGAUUAUCAGCCUCAUAAACCAAAUAUCUAUCUGGAACUAACUCACAAGUGGUCUGAAAAAUAUAGCAAAGAAAAGGAACAGUGGCUUACAUGAGUUGCUAUUGUGGUUGAGAAUUCUACAUUGAAUCUAUCAUUGAUAGAUUGAGAAGAUGUUAUGAGGAAGCAGUCAGACUAUUUCUACUAGAAAGUUUUCACUUUAAGGAACAAAGGUAACAACAAGCAAUAUUAUCCCUUCAGUUACUUUAUUAUAUGAAGACUGUGUUGGCCAUGCUUAAUAUUGUAUAUAUUAUUCUGUAUUACAAGUACUGUUUCCAGAGUAUUUGAGUGGUGGUACAAAUAGACUGUUAAAGAGCUAAAUUCAAAACUGGCUGCAAUUAAAAUAGUUACAUAAGA
This is a messenger RNA of Protobothrops mucrosquamatus (brown spotted pit viper), 1724 nucleotides long. RefSeq names its product mannosidase endo-alpha (gene MANEA). The transcript is spliced from 5 exons. Lineage: Eukaryota; Metazoa; Chordata; Lepidosauria; Squamata; Viperidae. Gene Ontology annotation, molecular function: alpha-mannosidase activity. Gene Ontology annotation, cellular component: Golgi apparatus. The coding region runs from base 58 to 1425 and encodes 455 amino acids. The record is from RefSeq and is a predicted model, not a curated record.